Molecule: messenger RNA, 696 nt
Organism: Kwoniella botswanensis
Lineage: Eukaryota; Fungi; Basidiomycota; Tremellomycetes; Tremellales; Cryptococcaceae
Exons: 2
Coding region: 1-696 (231 amino acids)
Source: RefSeq, a predicted model, not a curated record
AUGGCACCUUACCUCCGACUCGUUCGACAAGACGCUUCGUCCAGCAAUUCCACCUCCGCUGAUACAGGCACAGGUGCGACAGGCAAUGAUCAAUCAUUCAUGGACAAAUAUUCCAAGGAAAUCUACAUUGGUCUAGCAGUAUUAGGAGUACUCAUUCUCUCAUACUUCCUAUGGGCAGUAACGACCCAUCGAUUAUCCUUUCCUCCAUUCAACCAGAAAAGGUGUAUAGACUGUAGAAAGGGUAUAUCGAAGGAUAAAACAGAGGAUGAAGAUUACUUUAAGAACGACCAAGAGUCUAAAAAGGGAUGGGUAUGUAAGGAAUGCCAGGAAAAGAGAGAGGAGAAGAUGUUGGAUAAAGAGCUAAAAGAAGGUGAAGAAGGUAAACACGCUAAAACAAAGAAGAAUGCUAACGACAAGAAGAAUAAGAAUAAGGCUGGAAGUAGGAAGAAUGAGGUGGUGGAUAGUGAUGAUUCGUCUGAUGAUUCUGAAGAAGACGAUAAAGUGGCGAAACGAGGCGUGAGGAAAAGUAUGGUUGUAUAUAAGAGAAAGAGUCGACCACCUCCUAUAAGUAGGACACGAAAAGAGGAGAGUGAAGUGGAGUACGUGAGUGAUUCAGACGAUGAGGACACGAGCGAUGAAGAGGAUGAGAGGGAGAAGAGGAAAGAGAAAGAUAGAAGACGAAGAGAGAGAGAAUAA